Podarcis muralis (Common wall lizard) is the source of this 920-nucleotide messenger RNA. RefSeq names its product histone H3. The record is from RefSeq and is a predicted model, not a curated record. Gene Ontology annotation, cellular component: nucleosome. Gene Ontology annotation, molecular function: structural constituent of chromatin; protein heterodimerization activity; DNA binding. NCBI's taxonomy places the organism in Eukaryota, Metazoa, Chordata, Lepidosauria, Squamata, Lacertidae.
AAUCAAGACUGCGAGAGCGGUCUAUAAAUAACCAGCAACCGGGCUCUUUGUCUCAUUUGCUGAAGGGAGUCCUUUGCUUCGUUUGCCAUGGCUCGUACCAAGCAGACCGCUCGCAAGUCCACCGGCGGGAAGGCGCCUCGGAAGCAGCUGGCGACCAAAGCCGCCCGGAAGAGCGCCCCGGCCACCGGGGGCGUGAAGAAGCCUCACCGCUACCGCCCUGGGACUGUCGCCCUGCGAGAGAUCCGUCGCUACCAGAAGUCCACUGAGCUGCUGAUUCGCAAGCUGCCCUUCCAGCGUCUGGUGCGGGAGAUCGCGCAGGAUUUCAAGACAGACCUGCGCUUCCAGAGCUCUGCGGUGAUGGCCCUUCAGGAGGCGAGCGAGGCUUACCUGGUGGGUCUUUUCGAAGAUACCAACCUGUGCGCCAUCCAUGCCAAGCGGGUCACCAUCAUGCCCAAAGACAUCCAGCUGGCUCGCCGCAUCCGCGGAGAAAGGGCUUAAGAUAUUCGUUGUCAAAGUAGGGGCCUCCUACGUUCAAAAACCCAAAGGCUCUUUUAAGAGCCACCACAUAACCUUAAAAAGCUGUUAAUUACUGCAAUAUUAUGUUCAAUUGCUAGUUCGGUAUUGUGCAUUAAGCACCAGUUGCUGGGAAUGUUAAAAGGACACGGCGGCGUGGUACUUCUGUGCAAUUUACAGCCGUCUCACAUGCAUCUUGCCCCUUCGACUUGUACCCUCCUUCAGCGACUUUACCCCCUUUUUAGGAGGCCCUGAGGUAGCAUUCUUUCACUAAGGGAAAGCAUAUCCAUUUUUACCCUCCCCCUCCCGCCUAAAAACAUGGCAGCAACCACUUGCUUUCUCCCCACCCACAUUGCCACGUGUCUUCCUCCCCCUCCCCCACGUAAAACAAAGUUGCAGAAACAUUA